AUGCGUUUCACCACCCUCCUCACUUCCGUCGUCGCUGGCGUGGCCGGGGCGUCCCCCGCCGCCCGCUCGGCCAAGUCCAGCACUGCCGUUCAGCCUCAAGAGCGCGAAUUCUGCGUCGCUAUGUGCAUUGCCACGGCGUGCGCUGGCACCGGGCCCGCCGGCCCCGUACUCUGCGCGGCCUGCAUUGUCGAGUGCCUCGGCACGGCCGAUGAUGGCGGCCCGGUUGUUCUUGACCCUGUCGUCCUCGACAAAGAGUUAAUCGAGACGGUUGAGGGGUAUACCACUCAUGGUGCCCAGGUCUAA
Molecule: messenger RNA, 303 nt
Organism: Parathielavia appendiculata
Lineage: Eukaryota; Fungi; Ascomycota; Sordariomycetes; Sordariales; Chaetomiaceae
Exons: 2
Coding region: 1-303 (100 amino acids)
Source: RefSeq, a predicted model, not a curated record